This is a messenger RNA of Malassezia restricta, 1485 nucleotides long. RefSeq names its product short-chain dehydrogenase reductase. Gene Ontology annotation, molecular function: oxidoreductase activity, acting on the CH-OH group of donors, NAD or NADP as acceptor. The coding region runs from base 1 to 1485 and encodes 494 amino acids. The transcript has a single exon. Lineage: Eukaryota; Fungi; Basidiomycota; Malasseziomycetes; Malasseziales; Malasseziaceae. The record is from RefSeq and is a predicted model, not a curated record.
AUGGACGAGACGCAAGAUCCUAUUGCGAAUGUGUCUGAGCGUAUAUGUUCUCAUAUGAAUGCAGAUCAUGUAGAUUCAUUGCAGCAUCUGGUCAUGUUUUAUGAAAGGCUGCCGCAAUUACCGGUAUGGUGCCAUAUGACGAAGAUUUGUGCGGAUCAUAUGGUGAUUGGGUAUGUCACCUCUACUCAACAAUAUCUUCUCAACAAAAAAGCGUCGGCGAUCAAGAUUUCAUUUGAGCCACCCCUUCAAUCCAUGAUGGAUGCAAGACAGCGGCUUGUGUCAUUAAGCAAAAAAAGUGAAGAAGAGAAUCUGCGGGUGCUUCAACAAACAUCGGCAACGACCCAUCAAUGGGAACGGUGGAAUCUUGAUGCCCUACUUCUGCGAACCAGGCAUUUCAUCGCCGAACCUGUCACGGUGGCGAUGCUGGGAAUUAUGCUAAGCAUGGCACUUUACCCUAACAAAGUGACCCAAAAUGAAUGGCUCCAGCACCAGCUGGCAACAUUAUUAUGGCCCCUACAAGUGAUAACGGCUCUAUUCAGUGUGGUGCUCGUAAUCCUUAGCAUCUUAUGGCUCAGUCGUGUAUGGACAAACGCCAGUCCCGUCCCUGAAGAUAUAAGGGUGCUGCCUACGUGGCUUGUGACCACACUCUUUCGACGGACAUUGCCCGUUUUGACCAAGGAAGCAUGGUCUGGACAGACAGUGGUGGUCACGGGCGGAGCAUCAGGUCUUGGUGCCGCGUUGGUGCAGAAACUUGCGGGACGUGGUGCGAAGGUCGCUUCCAUUGACGUGUCAAGUGCAUGUGUGGAUCAUGAGCAAGUCACAGCGUAUACCUGCGACAUAUCGAGACGUGAUGAUGUGUCCCUCACCAUGAAUAAAAUUGUGGAAGAGUGUGGUCAGCCAACAAUGUUGAUCAAUAAUGCCGGCGUGGUACAUGGCAUGCCUCUGCCCACACUACCAUCGGAGUCCAUUGCACGGACCAUGGAAACGAAUGUCAUGGGGCCCUUUUGGCUGAUCAAAGAGGUUUUACCCACCAUGAUCAGAAACAAUAGCGGGCAUAUCGUGACAGUGUCAUCGAUUAUGGGUUAUGCAGGUUUCGCAAAGCUCACAGACUAUACAGCCUCUAAACACGCGCUUGUCGGUCUGCACGAGUCUCUGCGGUACGAGCUCGACAGUAUUCACAAAGCACCCCACGUCCGCACAACGCUGGUGACAACGGGACAGUUGCAAGACACGCCUAUGUUUGAUGGUGUUACGCACAGUCCAUUCGUGCACUUUGUCGCACCGAGCAUCAGUGCGCACCGCGUAGCGGACGCCAUUGUCGAGGCAUUGGAGCAGCAAGAGAGUCGACAUAUUGCUAUGCCGUGGUAUGCAUCAUGGACACCCGCUCUACGACUUUUGCCAUCUUUUGUGCGUGAUGGUAUCCAGACAGCGCUCGGAGCGAAUCAUGCCAUGCCAUCACCGGAUGAAGCAUAUGAAACCAAAUAG